Molecule: messenger RNA, 2990 nt
Organism: Haliotis rufescens (red abalone)
Lineage: Eukaryota; Metazoa; Mollusca; Gastropoda; Lepetellida; Haliotidae
Exons: 10
Coding region: 75-2846 (923 amino acids)
Biological process (GO): sodium ion transmembrane transport
Cellular component (GO): membrane
Molecular function (GO): ligand-gated sodium channel activity
Source: RefSeq, a predicted model, not a curated record
GGUCCGACAGCUGUGCAAUUCAUUCGGAACAUCCUGCAACGAUCUCUAAGAUCUUUCAGUGCAGUCGGAUCGCCAUGUCCAUGCGAUGUCACAGGGUAGCGUUACGCGGGGAAAAGGACGUAUUUAAAACUAACUACAACAGGACGGAACAUCCCCUCAAAGAUAAUGAUGUAGUGGAAUGUUGUUGCAGUGACGCCUGGGUGGACUUCACGCAGACGACAUCUCUACAGGGGCUGCGGUACAUAUGGAUGCGAGGCACCGUCCCCAUUAGGAGACUGCUAUGGCUGGUUUUAACAGUGACGUGUGUGGCCAUCAUGAGCUACCAGAUUGUCGACCGCGUCAUCUACUACUACGACUACCCCGUAACUGUCAACGUCAACGUUAACUACAACAAAACCCUCUUCUUUCCCACCGUCACCAUCUGCAACCAGAAUGCUUUCCGUGCAAGCAAAGCAGCAGCGAUGGGAUACUAUGAAUUUCUGACCGCCAUGUUUAAUGGAGGCAAACGUAUGUCUGCCCUUGACCUUGAGAAAAGAAACGCCACGAACAUGACGCUAAUGCAUCUUUACACGAGCACAGCUCACGCAAUGGAGGAUAUGAUCGUCAGCUGCCAAUGGCGCGGGGAGCCCUGUGGGACCUUCAACUUCACUAAGAUACUGAGUGACCAUGGCGUCUGUUUCUCCUUCAACCUACAAAACACGUCUAACCCAGAACGUCUCAGUGUCAUGGACGCAGGGGCAGAGAACGGCUUGUCCCUGACGCUGAAUGUGGAGCAAUACGAGUACAUGCCGGGGCCCCACGACGCCGCAGGGGUGAAGAUCCUCAUCCACGACCACAAACAGUUCCCCAAGGUGCAGGAGCUCGGCAUAGCCCUACCCACGGGGACGCAUUCAUUUGUCGGCAUGCAGCUCAUCUCGAUUCAUAAUCUUCCCAAGCCUCACGGGGAAUGUCAGCACCCUACCUUGAAGUACUUCCCUCACUACUCUAUCGAGACGUGCCAGGUGGAAUGUGCCAUGGUACAACUAGCGGAGAAGUGUGGCUGUAGACUGUUCUAUAUGCCGGAAACGGAAGAGGACAUCCCGCUCUGUACUCUGGGGGAUUACUACAGUUGUUACAAGCCUUUUGCGGUGGAGAUUCGCGAGUCUGUGCAACAGAACUGUCACUGCCCUGUUCCAUGCAACUACGCUCUCUUUGAUUCCACUGUAUCAUACGCCACGACCUCCACCUUCGUCAUCGACCGUUUCCUUAGCAACACAAACAGAUCCGCCCUUAAAAUGAAAUACCAGAAUGCCAGAGACAUCACUCAUCGUCUACAAAGCAACAAGGCUGAAGAGCUUCGAAAACUAGCACAAACUUCGGACCAGAAAUUCAAGAUGCUAAGACACGUGAUUGUGGAUCAACUAAAGGUCAAGGUCAAAGAGCAGAGGAGACAACUCCUGAAUAUCUCCGAAGACUUCUUGUGGAACUGGAAGGAGACGUAUAUGUAUUUUCAGUACCAGAACUACAUUCAUCUGAAGGACCUUGCACGUGCUAGAGAUGCCAUGAACGAGAGGACGUUCUCCGUGAUCGCACACGGGGCUCAGGAGUUCACAUUCAGCGUAGAAAGGAAAAUUGAUCAACUGGCAGAUCCAGAGAUCACGGACAGCUCUGUGAGAAAGAUGAUCUACAUCCUCGUCAAGAAUCAGCUUGAUGCAAGGAUAGAUAUGGCAAAAAGAGCACUACAAAAUCACACCCAGCUUUUGUCAAGUUAUCUAAAUGCAACACCAAUCUUUAACUACCGGUUCAGAAGAUUCAGUAAGAGCGAUAGCUACCUUCUCAUCCCUAAAGUGAUGAUUAAGCAGUCGCUUCGUAGGUCCUGGACUAUCAGAACACGGUCCUCUCGAGUUGCGACUGAUAUCAAGAAAAUGAUUGACUGGAUGGAAGAAUACGGACACAUUGCUGAGUCAGCAUUUAUGAAUGGAACUGUAAAUGGCACAUUAAUAUAUUUUGCCAACAUACACUUUCUAGACAACUGCAGACAGUAUUUGCAAAGUAAAAGCCACUUCUUUAGGGAUUUCAUUGAUUGGAUUGUUACACAGUUGAAUAAACGAGAACAGGAUUGCACAUACAUUAAAACGGACUUUGCAAAGGCCCGCGACUUUACUUUACAGUAUCUGGGCAUCGUGGAGGAUGCAAUCCAAAACAUUCUAUUGUACUUGGAGGACAUACAGAAUGGAACCCGUAUGUGUGAUGACUACUUGAACUACGGAAACAUCAGCCUGGAGGCUGUGUCACUCUUCUUCAGAUCAAAAGCUGUUAAGAACAGUGUCAACAGUUUAAAUGUGUUCUUCGCGACUGUCAGAACCCGAGGGCAGAAUAUUUACGACAGCUGGGAGAAGCUCUCUGUGGUUUAUCAAGAGAUGUGGAACUUCACGUUUAAGCAGGUGGACCUGAUGCCUUACUGGAGGAACAAGAACAUCAGCAGAUAUUUGAGGAACAGCUCGGAGGUGAUUCAGGAGAUUCGGGACAGCUUUCUCGAUCACCGGGACAUGAUUGACGUUCAGUGUAGGUUCGAUAACAAGGAUGAGGCGUUCCUGUUGAGUCUCGAGAGUCUCACUGAUCACAUGCAGGAGUUCCACGCCAGUAGUCACGUGGAUUCAACGUUUGUGAAGGAAAACUUCUUGAAGUUGAACGUCUAUUACCGUCAACUCAACUUUGAGAAGCACACCCAGCAAAUCGCCUAUGACGUGUUUGCGCUGCUCUGUGACAUCGGGGGAUCGAUGGGCCUCUUCAUUGGAGCCAGCGUACUCACCAUCGUCGAAAUCCUAGACCUCGUCAUGUUUCAAGCAAUAAACCCUUCACGAUAAGACUGAUGGCCGAAGAAAGUACAGAGCUUUAAGUUGUCUGAUCACCAUGUGUCAUGUGUAUUUCAAUGUAGUAUUUACAAUGUAUCGCUAUUUUUAAGGGCAUUAUCAUUUGCAGAAGCCCGACGAAGGAGGGCAGUUGAAAAG